GGGGCUGCGGCCGGCGGGGGGAGCCCAGCUGCCGGGCUGGGGGCCCCGCGGCGCCCUGUGCGCGGCCCCGGCCCGGUGCGCGGCCCCGCCGGGCCCGCCCCGCCGCUGAUGUCAGCCGCCGGCCCCGCCGCCGCCGCAGUGACAGCUACGCCCGGGCCGCGCCGCGACGCGCCUGCAGCUGCAGCCGGAGCGGGAGCGGGGGGGGGGCGCCAUGGCCGACGACUUCGGCUUCUUCUCCUCGUCCGAGGGCGCCGCCGCCGAGGAGGACCCGGCCGCCGCCUUCUUGGCCCAGCAGGAGAGCGAGAUCGCGGGCAUCGAGAACGACGAGGGCUUCGGGCCGACCGACGGCGAGGCGGCCCCAGCCUCGGCCCCGCCGGAACCGGCUGGUUUCCAGAACGGAGGAGCCACUAUCAAUGGAGACGUCUUUCAGGAGUCCAACGGCCCCACGGAUGCUUACGCAGCCAUAGCCAAGGCUGACCGGCUGACCCAGGAGCCUGAGAGCAUCCGCAAGUGGAGGGAGGAACAGAAGAAGCGGCUGGAGGAGCUGGAUGCGGCAUCGAAGGUGACUGAGCAGGAAUGGCGCGAGAAGGCCAAGAAGGACCUGGAGGAGUGGAACCUGCGUCAGAACGAGCAGAUGGAGAAAAACCGUGCGAACAACAGGAUCGCUGACAAAGCCUUUUACCAGCAGCCGGACGCCGAUGUGAUUGGCUAUGUGGCCUCGGAGGAAGCAUUCCUGAAGGAGUCCAAGGAGGAAGCCCCAGGCUCUGAGUGGGAGAAGGUGGCCCAGCUCUGUGAUUUCAACCCCAAGAGCAGCAAGCAGAGCAAGGAUGUCUCGCGGAUGCGCUCAGUGCUCAUCUCCCUCAAACAGACGCCCCUGUCCCGCUAGCUGCCGCCUGGCACAGCCAAAAGCACGGCCAGGCUCGCCGGGACCGGUGGCUUCAUGGGGCCAGCCCAUGAGGGGUCCUCGCCCUGCCUGCCCCUCUGCUCCCUGGUGUGCACCUCGGCUGUGCUUGAGUCUCCAGUUGUAACUCUCCUCGUGGUUUUCCUUUGCUUUAAAGGUGCAUUGGUCUCUUUUUACACUUA
This is a messenger RNA of Dromaius novaehollandiae (emu), 1083 nucleotides long. It is a transcript of the gene CLTB, whose product is annotated as clathrin light chain B. The transcript has 6 exons. The record is from RefSeq and is a predicted model, not a curated record. Bases 212 to 886 code for a protein of 224 amino acids. Gene Ontology annotation, cellular component: synaptic vesicle membrane; postsynaptic endocytic zone cytoplasmic component; clathrin coat of coated pit. NCBI's taxonomy places the organism in Eukaryota, Metazoa, Chordata, Aves, Casuariiformes, Dromaiidae. Gene Ontology annotation, biological process: intracellular protein transport; clathrin-dependent endocytosis. Gene Ontology annotation, molecular function: clathrin heavy chain binding; structural molecule activity.